UCAUCCUGAAACAAAAAGUAGGCAGGAAUGGUGGUGCAACUUACGCUAGUAGGUUUGCUGCUAUUGGCUUCAGCUGCAGCUGCAACAGUUAAUGGUCAAGCCAAGGAAGAUUGCCUAGACAGAUGUGGGGAUGUUAGCAUCCCAUAUCCGUUUGGCACAGAUGAGCACUGUUACCUCAGCAGUUAUUUCCAAGUUACUUGUGACAAUUCCUCCAACCCUCCCAAACUAUUACUAGGCGAACUAUCUUCAGAGAAAAACAAUCUCCAAGUGCUGAACAUUUCGCUGGAGGGUGAGUUGCGUAUCUUGAACUACAUAAGCUAUCAAUGUCGUUCCAACGAUUCUGGUGAGGUCGACCACCUUAUCUAUAGUCGUUCCCAACUGUGGUCGGGCCAAUUCAACAUCUCAAGUACCAGAAACAAGUUCACUAUGGUUGGCUGUGACACCUAUGCCUGCAUUGAAGGUCAAAGAGGUGAGCAAAUAUCCAGGACUGGAUGCAUCUCAAUAUGUAACAGCCUUACAGAAGACCAAAAUGGAUCUUGCUCUGGAAAUGGUUGUUGUCAGACCUCCAUCCCUGAUAGGUUGUCGACUAUAAAUUUGAUAAUGGGCAGCUUCUACAAUUAUUCAAACAUCUCGGAUUUCAAUCGCUGCGGCUAUGCCUUUGUUGUGGAAGAAUCUCACUUCAAUUUCUCCUCCAACGAUCUAAAAGAUUUGAUGAGUAAAGAGAGGCAGCCUAUGGUAUUUGAUUGGGCAUUUGGCAAGGACACAUGUCAAGUAGAUGAAAAAACCCAGACCAAUUACGCAUGCAAGGGGAAGAGCCACUGCAAUAAGAGGAAAACGGGUUGGGGCUAUCUUUGCAACUGCCUAGAGGGUUACCAAGGGAACCCAUACCUGGAGCUUGGUUGCCAAGAUAUAAAUGAAUGUGAGAAUUCCAACCUCAACAUGUGUGAACAUCCAAAAAGAUGCGUCAAUACCCAAGGAAAUCAUACUUGUUCUUGCCCCAUGUGGUACCGUGGAGACGGCAGAAAAGAUGGUGAACGCUGUAUUUUCAAUCACUUGCAAAUGAUUCAUGCUGCCAUGGGCAUUGGAGUUGCCUUGGUCGUAUUACUGGUGAGCAGCACUUGGCUGUAUUGGGCUUUGAAGAAAAGAAGGUUCGUCAGACUCAAAAAGAAAUAUUUUCAACAAAAUGGUGGUUCAGAGCUUCGACAACAACUCUCAGGGCAAGGAUCUACCGAAAGAAUUAAAAUUUUUACCUCUGAAGAGCUUGAGAAAGCCACCAAAAAUUAUGAUGAGAGCAAUAUCAUUGGUCGAGGAGGUUUUGGCACAGUUUAUAAAGGAACUUUAACCGAUGGUAGGAUUGUUGCAAUUAAGAAGUCCAAGAUGGUGGAACAAAGCCAAGGCAAAGACUUCAUAAAUGAGGUGGGCAUUCUAUCUCAAAUAAAUCAUCGUCAUGUGAUACAACUCUUGGGUUGCUGUUUGGAAACACAAGUGCCUUUACUAGUUUACGAGCUCAUCAACAAUGGCACCCUCUCCGACCACAUACAUAAUGAAAAUAAGGCAUCUUCUCUUAUGUGGGAAACUCGCUUAAGGAUUGCCAUCCAAACUGCGGAAGCACUCUAUUAUUUACAUUCUGUAGCAUCUACCCCAAUCAUUCAUAGAGAUGUUAAGUCCACCAAUAUACUCUUAGAUGACGAUUACAAUGCAAAGGUGUGUGACUUUGGAGCUUCGAGAUUGGUUCCAUUGGAUCAAACUCAGUUGUCUACAGCUGUUCAAGGAACUCCUGGAUACUUAGACCCUGAGUCUAUGCAGACAUACCGAGUGACCGAGAAAAGUGAUGUUUAUAGUUUUGGAGUGGUCCUUGUAGAGCUACUCACAGGAAAGAAAGCACUGUUUUUUGAUAGACCCAAGGAGCAGAGAAUUCUAACUAUGUUUUUCCUCUUUGCCCUGAAAGAUGACAGCUUAUUUCAGGUUCUUGAGGGUUGUCUAGUGAACAAUGGAAACCAUAUGCAGAUUUUGAAAGUUGCUCAGCUUGCGAAGAGGUGCCUAAGCGUAAAAGGGGAGGACAGACCCACAAUGAAGGAAGUAGUGUUGGAACUAGAGAUGAUAAGAAUGACUGGGGAAAAUGCUGAACAGAAUCCAGAAGAAAAUACAUACUUGCUUGGAGAAUCAUAUGCUCACUACUAUUUGGGUGGUGGUGAAUCAUCCAUUGCAACACAGAGCAUGGCGGGCAGUUUCUUGUUACCAGUAAGUAAUGCAAGAUAACAGUUUUCUGUGUGAUGGACAAAUAAAGAAAAAUAGAGAAAGAUGGUGUACUGUUUGCUGUGUCCUGAUUAGUUAAAUAAGAUAGAAUAUAAAGAAAAAUAAAGUUGUGUGGGAAUAUUUGACUGUAUAUCUAUGGUUGUCUUAGUAAGUAAAACUCAAUUUUAUGUAAGUUUUUAUCUCUGUUUUCUUUGUUAUUAGUCAGUGAAGUGUAAUACUUUCCACUAUUCCUUCAUACUGUAGCUGUGGCUCUAUAUAUAUUUCAUUAUUAAUCAAAGCAUUGAUCCACUAUGAUUAAA
Vitis riparia (riverbank grape) is the source of this 2555-nucleotide messenger RNA. RefSeq names its product wall-associated receptor kinase 2-like. Gene Ontology annotation, cellular component: plasma membrane. The record is from RefSeq and is a predicted model, not a curated record. Lineage: Eukaryota; Viridiplantae; Streptophyta; Magnoliopsida; Vitales; Vitaceae. Gene Ontology annotation, molecular function: calcium ion binding; protein serine/threonine kinase activity; polysaccharide binding. Gene Ontology annotation, biological process: cell surface receptor signaling pathway; protein phosphorylation. The transcript is spliced from 3 exons. Bases 28 to 2259 code for a protein of 743 amino acids.